Monodelphis domestica (gray short-tailed opossum) is the source of this 8227-nucleotide messenger RNA. RefSeq names its product FYVE and coiled-coil domain autophagy adaptor 1 (gene FYCO1). Gene Ontology annotation, cellular component: late endosome; autophagosome; lysosome. Gene Ontology annotation, biological process: positive regulation of autophagosome maturation; plus-end-directed vesicle transport along microtubule. NCBI's taxonomy places the organism in Eukaryota, Metazoa, Chordata, Mammalia, Didelphimorphia, Didelphidae. Gene Ontology annotation, molecular function: metal ion binding. The record is from RefSeq and is a predicted model, not a curated record.
CAUGCAGCUUAAAAUAGGCAGCUGGCCCUUACUUCCUCCUGGACCUGCCCAGGGCCUCUGAGGGCAGGCCGGCCUGAAUGGCGGACCUCAGGCUGUGGGCUCUGAACAACUCGGGGGGGAAGGAAGGGAAAAGAAGCAGUGUUCCAUCCCAGGCUGUGGCUUUGGGCAUUUCAGAACCAUAAGGAAGAGCCUGUCCUGGGCUCCUGGCUUACCUAGGCUCUGGGCUCCACUGGCCAGAGGAAGUCUGCCGAUGCCCUGAAGCAGUGCGGCCUCUGCCCCGAGAACACCGGCAGCCAGAAUGCACUGUGGAUCCUGUUGCUGACUGGGGGGCACGUGGGGCGCCUGGGCAGACCUCCUGCUCACCAUGGCAUCGGGUGCUGAGAGCCAGCUGCAGAGGAUUAUCAAAGACUUGCAAGAUGCUGUGAUCGAACUCAGCAAGGAAUUUAAGGAUAUCGGGGAGCCAAUUACAGACGACAGUGCCAACUUACACAAAUUUUCCUACAAACUUGAGUAUCUUUUACAGUUUGACCAGAAGGAGAAGGCCACUCUCCUAGGGAACAGGAAGGACUACUGGGAUUACUUCUGUGACUGUCUAGCAAAGGUGAAAGGAGCCAAUGAUGGGAUCCGCUUUGUUAAGUCUAUUUCAGAGCUCCGGACAUCUCUCGGGAAGGGCAGGGCAUUCAUCCGCUACUCUCUAGUGCACCAGAGACUGGCAGACACCUUGCAGCAGUGCCUCAUGAAUACCAAAGUGACCAGUGACUGGUACUAUGCAAGAAGCCCAUUCCUGAAGCCCAAAAUGAGCUCUGACAUUGUGGGCCAACUGUACGAACUCACAGAGGUCCAGUUUGACCUGGCAUCCAGAGGGUACGAUCUGGACGCUGGUUGGCCAACGUUUGCCAGAAGGACUCUGGCCUGCCUUGGUUCUUCAGCAUAUAUGUGGAAACCCCCAAGUCGAAGUUCCAGCAUGAGUAGUUUGGUGAGCAGCUAUCUGCAGGCUCCAGACUUGGCUUCCAGCUUGGAUAUGAAUAGCUCUUUGAAUGCUGAGGCCCUGGAAGGGUUUGAUGAAAUGCGUGUGGAGCUGGACCACUUAGAGAUAAGGGAGAAGGAGCUACAAGACCGUGUGCAGCAGCUGGAGAGGGAGAACCAGGAGCUGAGGAAGGCCACGCGGGCCCAGGCAGAGCAGGAGACGGGCCUGGCAGAGGAGCGUGCCCAGCUCACCCAAAGAGUGGCCGAGCUCCAAAAGGAGUGUGAAAUCUCUCAGGACACUCGGGGCACCAUACAGGAGCUGCAGAAAUGUCUGAAGGCGCUGGAGCUGGGUACGACUGAACAUAAGAAAGAAUACCACUCGGCCCUGCGGCACCUCGAGUCCAAGUUAGAGCCCCUCGUGCAGCAGCUGGAGAGCGCCUGGGCUGCCCUCGCCACCAAAGACGUGUACAUCGCUGACCUGCGGGCCAUGCUGGCCACAGCUGAGCAGAGAGCCCCAGGAGCCUCCCGGGACACCCAGGAGCCAGCAGCAGAGCAGGUAGCAGAACUGGAGAGGUUGACGAGGGAGUUGCGGCUAAAGGAGGAGGCCCUCGUGGAGCUUGAGGCCAAGCUCAGCCUCCUGACCUCUAGCUCCCAAGAAGAGAACGGGAAACUGCUCAGGGAUUUGGAGGGACUAGUCAGGGAGAUGGAACCCCUGAGGGAGGAGCUCUCAACCAAAGGGAAGGAGCUGACUGACCUCCAGCGCCAGCUGGCAGAGUCCCAGGCCAUCUCCAGGACCCUUGAAAAGAAGCUGGAAGAGUUAAGAACAGAAGAGAGGCAGCAUCUUGAGGAGCACAAUCGGGAGAGGGAGACACUGGAGCGGGAGAACCAGGCCUUGACUGGGCAGCUCCGGUUCCUAGAUGCCCAGCUGGCCCAGGUGAACCAGCAGGCCAGGGACCUGGAGGAGCAGAACCAGCAGCUGCUGGGCGAGCAGGACCGCCUCCUCCAGAAGGCUGGGGACCUGGAACAUCCUGUCGAGAGGCCCAAGAGCCAGGAGCUGAGCUCAGGAGACUCCCUUUUGCUUCAGGCCAGAAAGAGACCUGAGAAGGAAGAUGAGGAGCCACGGGAGGCCGGCGCUUCCUCAGAUAUAGCGGAAGUGGCCCCAGCCCAGGCUUCCAAGGGCCAGCUCCAGGCCCCAGCAUCUGUCUGUGAGAUGGAGGAGAAGCUCCAGUUGGCAAACAGAGAGCCAGAUGAGGCACUCAAGAAUGCCCUCCGCAGGAACGAGAUCCUUGAGGACAAGCUCAAGGCCCUCCAGGUGGACUAUGAGGACCUGAGGCAGCGAGAGGCGGCCAUCAAGGGUUCUCUGGCCUCUCUGGAAGCCGAGCAGGCCAGCAUCCGCCACAUUGGUGACCAAAUGGAGAAGAGCCUCUUGGCCGUGAAGAAGGCCAAAGAGACAAUGAGGGCCCAGGUGGCCGAGAAAGAGGCGGCCAUUCAGAGCAAGGAGGAGGAGUGCCGGUGGCUGCGGGCAGAGCUAGACAGGUACCAGAGUCGAAUGGAGGCCCAGGAGGAGGAGAUGAAGGGCCUGAGGAGCAUGUGCCAGUCUCAGGGCCUCGGUCUGGAAGAGAGCAUCAUGGAGAAGGCCCAGCGGGAACAGAGCCCAGAUGAAGGGACGCAGGAGCCGGCCUCCCACCUGGUGCUGGUGCAGAAGCAGCUGGAAACCCACCAAGAUGAGGCAAGGCAGGGUCAGGCAGAGGUGGCCAAGCUCCGCACCCAGCUGCAAAAGGCCCUUGAUGGCCAAGAGGAAGCUCAGGUCCGGCUUGGCCUGGUAGAGACCCUCCUGGAGGAGAGCAGAAGCUUGACCCAACAGCUGAAGGAGCAGAAUGAAGGCCUCAACCGGAUGCACGUCCAAGAGCUGCUGCAGUGCGCUGAGAGGGAGCGGGUCCUGAGGGAAGAAAGGGAUGGAGAGGCCCAACACAGGGCCGAGCAGGAGAGAGAGCUCCAGGCUCUCCACGAAGACUUGUCCCGGGCCAGACAGAUUGCUGAGAUGGCUCAACUGGAGAGAGCCGAGGUCCAGGAACAGCUCCACCGGGCCAACACGGACAUGGCCGAGCUGGGCAUUCAGGUUUGUGCCCUGACGGCAGAGAAGGCGCAGGCUGGGGAAAAGCUUAGGGAGGCCGAGGAGAGGGCCUCCAGGGAGUGGGAGGGCCUCCAGCGGGACGUGGAAGGGCUCAGGCAGGAAAGGGAGAGCCUGCAUGAGAAGCUGAAGGUGGCCCAGGACAGCGCCCGAGCCCUGGCAGAGAGCCAAGCCCAGAGUGUGCGGGAGGCCAGCCAGGAAGAACUCUCCACAGUGAAGUUCCAGCUGAGCACCGAGAUCAUGAACUGCCAGGCCAAGUUCAAGGCAGCCAGUGAAGAAUGCCACAGUCUCCGGGGCCAGCUGGACGCGACCGAGGCGCAGCUGAGGGUGGUCCAGGAGGAGGCUGCAGGGCUCAAGGCCGCCGGAGCGGGUCUGGGGAAGGAGCUGGCACAGGUGACCGAAGAGCUGGCCAAGUACCGCACCACGGCCGUGAGGAAGGAGGAGGAAGUCGCAGCCCUGAACGCACGCUUGGAAAGGUCCCAAGAGGAGCUCGGCCGGUCAGAGGCGGCGCGCCAGGAGUGCAGCGACAGGCUCAGGCACGAGGCGGCCGCGUGGGAGAAGAGCGAGCAGCAGCUGCUCGCCGACCUGGACGACCUGAACAAAACCAAGAGAUACCUCGAAGAACGGCUCAUCGAGCUGCUCAGGGACAAGGAUGCUCUUUGGCAAAAGUCCGACGCGCUGGAAUUCCAGCAGAAACUCAGUGCCGAAGAACGGUGGCUGGGCGACACGGAGGUGAACCACUGCCUGGACUGCAAGAGGGAGUUCAGCUGGAUGACCCGGCGGCACCACUGCAGGAUCUGCGGGCGCAUCUUCUGCUACUACUGCUGCAACAACUACGUCCUGACCAAGCACAGCGGCCGCAAGGAGCGCUGCUGCCGGGCCUGCUUCAGGAAGUUCACCGAAGGUGCCGCCGGCUCCCCGGACAGCUCCGGCUCAGCCGCCUCCCCGGGGGACCCCCCUUCAUCGCCAUCGAAGGUGGUGGGUGAUCAGGCCUGCGCAGUCAGAGGGGCGCCUCCGGAUUCCAGAGCCCCGGACGAUGCGGUGUUUGACAUCAUCACCGACGAAGAGCUGUGCCAGAUACAGGACUCCGGCUCCCUCCCCGAAACGCCCUCCGAAAUGGACUCCCUGGACCAAAGCGUGGCUGAACCGGAUAGCACCUCCAACUCUUUAACACCGGAUGACCCUGAGGACAUGCCAGUGGGUCAGGAUGCUGAAAUUUGCUUGCUGAAGUCUGGAGAGCUGAUGAUAAAAUUACCCCUCACAGUGGACGAGAUCAUAAAUUUUGGAGAAGGCAACAGAGAGCUGUUCAUUAAGUCCAGCACCUACAGCAUCAUCCCCAUCACUGUGACAGAGACUGGCCUCACCAUCAGCUGGGUCUUCUCUUCUGAUCCCAAAAGCAUCUCGUUCAGUGUGGUCUUCCAGGAGUCUGAGGAUGCCGCCCUGGACCAGUGCAAGGUCCUAAUUCCCAUGACCCGUUGCAAUUCCCACCGGGAAAACAUCAAAGGUCAGCUGAAGGUCCGAAAUCCGGGGAUUUACAUCCUGAUAUUCGACAACACCUUUUCUAGGUUCAUCUCCAAAAGAGUCUUUUAUCACCUGACAGUUGACUGGCCUGUGAUCUACGAUGGAAGUGAUUUUCCUUAAAUUCAAAUCCUUGCGAUCUCCACCACAUUACUUCAUCCACAGGAAACACUACGCUUAUUUAUGUAUCACUUAAACACUAAAGGAAAGAAACAAAGCCUAGCAGUUCCCCAAUUCCCCGGUUUUAAAGGUGGCGCGUCUCAGACAGGAACCCCUUCUAACAUUUAAGGACCUCAGCUCAGGCACGGCCUUUUGGGGGUUGGAGAUCAAGAGCCAAUGAAAGGGAAUUUUCCAGAGGGAUUUCCUUGAGUCUGCCGUGCUUAGAUACUUAGAAGCGAUGGGCUCCUGUUUAAAAAGCUGGGGGUGGGUCUAGGGGGACUGCUGGAGCGGGCUGAAGAGAGAAAAACUACGCAUGGCCGCCAUUAGCAGCAGUUUGUAGCCGACCUCUUCCUCGGCAACAACUUGUUCAUGGACUCGACUGUGCGCACCAUGCCGUGGGCUGCUGUUUCUUUUCUUGCUCUUUUUAAACACCGAGGAAAUAAAUCAGCCAAGGCGGCCAUCAGAAUGAUGGCUGCUCUAAGAUAGGAAAACCAGUUGAAUUCAGCCAGUCCUGAUUAAACACCAGCAAUGGGCAGGGCUUGCCCGGGGCUGAAAAGACAGAGAUGAAAAGGAACCAGCCCCUGCCCUCAGAGAGCUUUCAGUGUGAUGUUAGCAUGGAGACGGUGACAGGGGAGACUUCUGAGUGCAGUCUUCAGCCCCGUCCCAGCUCUUCUCCUCCCCAUUGGGCGGAGAGCUUGGCCUGAGGGACCUGUAGCCCUGCUGCCCUUCUUCCCAAGCUUCUCUGACCACACCUGCGGCUCCUCAGUUGAGCAAACAGGUGCUUGGCUGGCCCUUAUGUCUCAGUCACACCAUUAUCGGUGGGGCCACAGACGUAAGUGUUGAUUGUGAAGACGAGCAAACGGUCAGACCGGCCGAGCCCUGGGCCCUCACUGAGCAGAAGCCUGCUGAUGGGGAAGAAAAAAGAACAAAGUCUUGCAUUUAUUUGACAUCAUGCCUCUUCCCUGAGUGCUUUUGGAGGACCCAGGAAGACCUUUUACCUCGAAUAGAGGUUUUAUUACCAAACUUUUUUUAAACUAAGAUUGGUCCCCAAUACUAAAUGCAAACCCUUUUGUGGAAAUCCAAGCACAUUUUCAUUUACUGAUGAUUAUAACCAAAGGAGAGUUCCAGUUCCAAAAGCAAUAGUUGUUCAUAAAGAAUGUUUUUUUUGAGAACAGAAGUAGAAGCCUCAAUAUAAUCCAUGAAUUUAUUGCACUCGUAUUCUAGCCCUGACACUUAUAUAGGAAGUAUAUAAUUUGCAACAUCAUAUUUUUUUUCUUUGUCCCCAUUUCACGACGUUUGAAGAGCUCCGUUUGAGGAGAUGGCUUACUUAGGGUGUGUAGAAUUUUUAAUAUUGCCAUGGAUGGGCAAUCAGAUUGAAAAUGAAUGGCACUUUAUGGUAUCCAGAGGGCUGCCCAAAUCAUGCUCCGAGUUUAGCAGCAUAUUUAUUUUUCUGUACAGGAAACGCCUUGUACUAGAAAGAGGACACUAUUCAGAGAGUAGCUUUUUCAUGGAUUCCCAAGAGUGGAGACACUGUACUAUGCAAAGAGAGCUCGUAACGGAGGUGUGGCUUGAAGCUGUGUUAACCCUUUAAUUUACCGUUAGAUUGCCAAUUGACUAGGUGCUACGGGUUUGGCUUUGUUGUAUAACUGAGAGAAAUUGAAUGUUUAGUCCGGCGAUGCCCCACUGACUAAAAACAACAGGCAGCAUCCUUGGGAUUUCAGAGGACAAUUUUGAAAGAAGAUCAGCGUCUGAUUGCAAAGCAUCCUGGGAGGAAGAUAGCUCAUUUUGUAAAUCCCAAGGGCACUUGGCUGUCCGCUGCAUUGAGGCCAUUCAAGCUCCCCGCUCCAAGACCCAGGCAUGCUCUGCUCCACACCAGUUAGCCUGUCUCGUUGUUGAAAGCACUUUAUGAUUAGAGCACUGGGGCUUCCGAAAGAUUAGAGGAAGCCCUACCUUUCUCUGCUCCAGAAACCUGAGACCUAAUCGGUCCAUUGGGCCUAAAAAUGGAAGAGGGAGUAAUGUGUGAAUAUGAAAGAGUAAGAUGGAUCUUUCCAUCUCCCUUGGGGUCAGCAGUCCCGCUCCUCUGCAGUGUUCCCAGACUGGGUCCUACUCAGAGUGCUGGGAGAAAUGACAGCGAUGACUGAAGCAUGAGGCGCAGACGGUGGCAAAAGGCCCACGCCAGCAUUCAAUUGAGAAGCCAUGCUUUAAGCCAUGUUUUCCUUGUUACAGCCCUAAGUGGUUUCAUAUAGAAGUUUCUGUAUGGCCUCUACGCUUUAGUGCCCAUAGACCAGGGGCAGCUGGGUGGCUCGGGAUUGAGAGCCAGGACUAGGUCCUGGGCUAAAAUCUGGCCUCAGACAAUAGCUGUAUGACCCUGGGCAAGUCACUUAACCUCCAUUGCCUAAACCUUACCGCUUUUGACUUGGAACCAAUGCACAGUAUUGAUUCCAAGAUGGAAGAUAAGGGUUUAAAUUUUUAAAAAUAACAAUCAUCCCUAUUUUCUGUCUUAGUAUCAAUUCUAAGAGCAGCCAGGACUAGGCAAUUGGGGUUGAGUGACUUUCCCAGGGUCACACAGCUAAGAAGUGUCUGAGGUCAGAUUUGAACCCAGGUCCUCUAGCUACUCUACUACCUAGCUGUAUCUCCCCCCCACCAAUAGGUCCUUAAUUCCCUUCAUCUGCCCAAGGCAUCAUGCUAGGGCCUGGCGGUACCAAGGCAAAAUGAAUCGCCCUCAAGAAGUUGAUGUUGACUUCAGCGAUAAUGUCUGUCCUGGAGGGAGCAUUAGCAGCAUGUCUUUCCAAGGUCUGUUUUAUCGGGGGUCAGUGGGGGGGGGUAGCAAAAAAGAAGCUUCGCUGUCCAGGUGACUCCUGAUCCGAGCCUCAAAGCCAGGUAGGGUGCUUAGCGAUCAGAUGGGGCCGGGUCACGGGGCCCUGAAAUCCAGGUGUCAAAGAGACGCUUUUCCUUGGCGAAGCCUUCAGCGGGCUGUGCUCCGUUUCACCGUUUGCGGUGGGUUCUUCCAAAAGGCAGGAGAAACUCCAAGGCGUGUUCUUUAGUCUUUCAAAAUCCUUUUAAAAACACCGAGGGAGGAGAGGGCGCCACGUGGGACGGGUGGCCAGGCCCUUCCACACGCGUCACCCAUUAUCCAAAGGGGGGGGUCGUAGGCGUCGCUGCACCGCCGGCACCCACAUCCUGGAAUUGUGCGUGAGCGAGACUAGCCUUCCGGGGGCUCCGGCCAAGGCAUCGCCUCAGCAAAGCUGCACCCAACAUGGACGCCACCCCAAGCCACGCGCUGGGGGGAGAGAUUCUCGUCACCGGAGCAUACUCAUUUCUAAGCGAGAUAUAUAUAUAUAUAUAUAUAUAUAUAUAUAUAUGCACACACUGCACCGUGUGGGGUGCUUCAUGCUUUCUGGCUUUUGGGUUCUUAUCUCAGGAAUUUCAAUUAAAAGGAGAAAAUGCUCUUCA